AAGUCAUUGCUGGCUGCUCGCAGUCGAAAAUACGCUUCUUCCUGGAAGAAAAAAAAGUAAUAAAGAAAAGAAAAAAGAAGACGAAAAGAAGUCCGAGGGUGGAGUAAGAGCGCGCUCGUUCAUUUCCAAGCACUCCGUACAUCUUCAAAAGGUCACCAAAAAAGGCGGAGAAAACAUAAAGAAAGAAACAGAAAAGUAGAAAUCCAAUCUGGCGAAGCAAAGCCCCAGCACUGUACUGUAAUCUCUAGUGGGUUAGCCUUAUGACAGGCGAUGUGAGACGGUGCCUUGGUUGGAUUGGAACCCUAGAAAAAUUAGGUGGAAAGGGUUCCAUUAUGCUUGUGAAAUGAAGGAAUUAAGGGUAUUAAUCCCAAAUUCUUGUUGAUUUAAUUCUCCCAUUACACGUUUUCUUCACAGGACUAAGUUAUGGUUGGCUUCUACCUUCCGUGAUGGUUGAUUUUAUCAGUAUUAAAAGCAAUUGUUACUCUUGAGUUUUGACACAUUCAAAUGUGUCUAUAUUGUUACCUGGAAAUAAGAGAUGAGUGCCUAUAGUGCAUUGGAGAAUGUCCUUAAGGAGAUACUUCAAGCGGUCAAACCCGUGCCAGAGGAUUGGGAGAAACGUUCUAGAGUUAUUGAUGAAUUGCGAAGAGUUGUUGAAUCUGUGGAAAGUUUGAGAGGUGCAACAGUGGAACCGUUUGGUUCAUUUGUGUCUAAUCUGUUCACAAGAUGGAGUGACUUGGAUAUUUCUAUUGACUUAUACAAUGGUUCUUAUAUUUCAUCUGCUGGAAAAAAGCGCAAACAAAAUUUACUGGUAGAUGUACAAAUAGCUUUGAGACAGAAAGGUGGAUGGCGCAGGUUGCAAUUGAUCCCUAAUGCAAGGGUUCCAAUUCUAAAAUUUGAGAGCAGCCGCCAGAGCAUCUCUUGUGACAUGUCAAUUGAUAACAUACAGGGCCAAAUGAAGUCCAAACUUUUGUUUUGGAUCAGUGCGGUAGAUGGGCGCUUUCAUGAUAUGGUUCUACUGGUCAAGGAAUGGGCUAAAGCACAUGACAUAAAUAAUCCAAAAGUGGGGACUUUCAAUUCAUACUCUCUCAGUCUGCUUGUGAUCUUCCAUUUUCAGACAUGUGUCCCUGCAAUUUUACCACCUCUUAAGGAUAUAUACCCGGGAAAUAUUGCUGAUGGCCUUCAAGGUGAGAGAAUUACUGCUGAGAGGCAUAUUGCAGAAACAUGUGCUGCUAACAUAACAAGGUUCAGACAAGACAAAUUCAGACCAGUUAAUCGAAGUUCUUUGUCUGAACUUUUCAUUUCUUUCCUUGGAAAGUUUUCUGACAUAAGUUUGAAGGCCUCAGAGCUAGGAAUUUGUCCCUAUACGGGACAGUGGGAGCACAUAGAGAGCAAUAUGAGAUGGUUGCCCAAAACUUAUGCGAUACUUAUUGAGGAUCCUUUUGAGCAGCCAGCAAAUUCUGCGAGGGCCAUAAGCAUGAGUAAAUUGACACGGAUAUCUGAAGCAUUCCGGAUGACCCACUGGAGGCUUAUUUCAGCUAAUCAGAAUGAGGGUUCUCUUAUUCCUACCCUAGUCCGACCCGAAGUAUCACAAUGUAUUCCAAAAGCACCUGUUCAGAACCCAACUAACAGCAGGCGCUAUCAGUCCCACCCACCUCGUCCACAGGUGCACAGGAGUAAAUACUCCACUUCACAAGCUCAGCAUCAAUUUCAGAACUCGAGGGUAGAAAGCCGGUCCAACAAUACAACCCUGCAAAGAUCCAUCCUGCAAAAUCGCAAUCAAGGCCAGCAAAUAUGGAGGCCUAAAUCUCAUGGAUAGGUGUCGUCAGUUUCUGAUUAAUCAAACGGAUUUUCGCUGCAUAAUUGUUCAUCUUGAAAGAUGUAAUUAGCGCCAAGCUGUUUUGAUGUCGGCCAGGAUACAAUUGCUGGAUAAUAUACCCAACACCCGAAGCUGCAUCCUAAGCUGAUAAUGCAGGCAAUGAGGGUGUAAAAUGAA
Messenger RNA from Juglans regia (Persian walnut), 1993 nucleotides. Its product is annotated as protein HESO1-like. Lineage: Eukaryota; Viridiplantae; Streptophyta; Magnoliopsida; Fagales; Juglandaceae. Gene Ontology annotation, molecular function: RNA uridylyltransferase activity. Bases 536 to 1816 code for a protein of 426 amino acids. The transcript is spliced from 10 exons. The record is from RefSeq and is a predicted model, not a curated record.